Messenger RNA from Rhodotorula toruloides NP11, 3147 nucleotides. Its product is annotated as a-pheromone processing metallopeptidase ste23. The record is from RefSeq and is a predicted model, not a curated record. Bases 1 to 3147 code for a protein of 1048 amino acids. The transcript has 13 exons. Lineage: Eukaryota; Fungi; Basidiomycota; Microbotryomycetes; Sporidiobolales; Sporidiobolaceae. Gene Ontology annotation, molecular function: metal ion binding; metalloendopeptidase activity. Gene Ontology annotation, cellular component: mitochondrion; cytosol. Gene Ontology annotation, biological process: peptide catabolic process.
AUGCAGCGGGUUACGGAGCCGUUCGACCUCGGCCGUCUGGGUAGCGGCUGGCGAACGGGGGGGCAGGGAGGUUUCGCGGUCCUGGAGAAGGAGAUUGAGGUGUCGCCGAACGAUGACCGCAAGUAUCGGCUCAUCGUCUUGCGGAACGGCCUUAAGGCACUCCUCAUCUCCGACGCGCAGACGGACAAAGCCGCGGCCGCACUCGGCGUCCAAGUCGGCCACCUGAACGACCCAGACGACCUGCCAGGCCUUGCGCACUUCUGCGAGCACAUGCUCUUCCUCGGCACGGAGAAGUACCCCGAGGAGGCCGAGUACAAGACCUACCUCUCGCGAAACGCCGGCUCGAGCAACGCGUACACCUCGCUCGCUGAGACGGUCUACCAUUUCGACUGCUCGCCCGCUAGCCUGCCUGGCGCCCUCUCCCGUCACGCACAGUUCUUCACCUCGCCUCUUUUCGACGCCUCCUGCACAGAACGGGAGCUCAAUGCCGUCGACUCCGAGUUUCGAAGAAACUUGCAGCUUGACACUCGACGACUGUUCCAGCUGGGCAAGGCGACGAGCUCGCGCGAGGAAGGUUCGGUUUACUGGAAAUUCGGGACGGGGAGUAAAGAGUCGCUUUGGGAGGAGCCAAGAGCGCGAGGUGUUGACGUGCGGGAUCGACUGCUCGAGUGGUACUCGAAGCACUACUCCGCCAACCUGAUGAGCCUUGUCGUGCUGGGGAAUCAGUCGCUUGACGAGCUCACCCAACUCGUCCUGCAAGAGUACUCCGACAUCCCGAACUCGAACCUCGAAGCAACUCGGUUCACCGUCCCGCCCAUCUCGCCGGCAAUCGCUGGCCAGCAGAUCUCGUACCGCACGGUCAAGGACACUCCCAAGCUCCGUAUCGAGUUUGGCAUGCCCGACCUGCGACGGCACUGGCGGACCAAACCUGGGCGCUUCUUGUCGCACUAUCUCGGUCACGAAGGCGAAGGCUCAGUUCUCGCCGUACUGAAGUCGCUCGGCUGGGCAACCUCGCUCUCAGCGUCGUCGGGCGGCGGUGCCCGCGGCUUUGAUUUCUUCCGAGUCGAGAUCAGCCUGACCGCCACGGGUCUUCAGCACCACAAGGAGGCGAUCGCACUCGUCUUCCGCUACGUCGAGCUGCUCAAGUUGACGCCGCCGCAGCGCUGGGCAUUCGACGAGAUGCAGCAGCUCGGCAAGAUCGACUGGCGGUGGAAGGAGAAGGGUCAGCCGCAAUCCACCACCCGCAACCUUGCGAGCCAGAUGGGCGAGACGCUGUACGACCCCGACAGGCUGCUCGUCGGUCCUUGGUUCUCGACCGAGUGGGACGAGUCGCUCAUCAAGGAGACGUUGGGACACCUGCGGGCGGACAACUGUCGCGUGCUUGUCGGCUCGAAGGACCCGCUCCCGGGUCGCGAGUUCUGGACGGAGCGGGAGAAGUACUACGGGACCGAAUACGACGUCUCCCCCCUCGACAUCGACUCACUCGCUUCGUCCGAAGCUUCAAGUCUAGCUCUUCCCGGCCGCAACAUCUUCGUGCCGGAGAAACUCGACCUCCUGCGAGACAAGCCGUCGCCCGAGCCGGCACUGCGACCAAGCCUGAUCCGCAAGACUCCCCGCUCCCGGCUGUUCUUCAAGGCAGACGACCGAUGGUGUAUCCCCAAGGGCAGCACCUUUUUCAUCUUCCGCUCGGCGAUCGCCGACACUUCGCCACGCAACGCCAUUCUCACCCAGCUCUUCACCUCCCUCAUCGAAGAAAGCCUUACCAAGUUUUCGUACGACGCAACUCUCGCCGGCCUGCACUACGCCUUCGGUACAGAAUCCGGCGGAUUCUCCCUCAUUGUCUCCGGCUAUACCGAGAAGCUGCCCUUACUCGCCUCCGUUGUCCUCGACACGGCCAAGGACUUCCAGAUCGCCGACAAGGAUUUCGAGAUUGUGCAUGACCGUUUGACGCGCGCUUACGCCAACGCAAAGUUGUCAAACCCGUCUGGACUCGCCGAUGCCGAGGUCCGCCGGCUGACGAGGCAGACGUACUGGACCUGGGACGAACGCCUCGAAGCCCUUCAAGGUGUCACGCUUGCCGACGUUCGUCAGCAUGCUCAGCAACUUCUUGCGAAGUACUCGCUCGACGCCUUGAUUACGGGCAACUUCGCCGCUACUGAUGCCGUCAAGAUGGUUGAAACCCUCGAGGGCAAGCUGGACGCUCAGCCGGCCGACUCUUCCGAGACCGACUACCAUCGCGCCCUCAAGCUUCCGCCCGGAUCGUCGACCGUCUACCGACCUCUCGUACCGUCGCCGGAGAAUGUUAACUCGGCAGUCUCGGCAUACUACGACGUAGGGCCGGCCAGCGACCAUGAGCUGCUCGCCAAGCUCUCGCUUUUCGCCCAACUCGCCAAAGUUCCCGUCUUCUCGACACUCCGCACAAAGGAGCAGCUCGGCUACAUUGUCUCCUCCGGCUCGUGGGUCACGAACGCCUACGCCGGCUUCCGCGUGGUUGUCCAGUCGGAGCGGUCGCCGGAAUACGUCGACGAGCGGAUCGACGCGUUGUGGUCGACUUUCGCCGAGCGUGUGCAGGGCAUGAGCGACGAAGAGUUCGAGAAGGAGCGCGAGAGCUUGGUGCACAAGCUGUUCGAGAAACCGAAAACGCUCGGCCAGGAGUCAAACCGGUACUGGGCCGAGGUAUCCACGGGCGAGCUCGACUUCGGCUACCGUCAACGCCAGGCCAAGCUCGUUCGACAGCUCUCGCAGACCGACAUCCUCGCCUUCUUCGACCGCUUCAUCUCGCCUUCGUCAACAUCACGGACUAAACUUGCCAUCCUGUAUCGCUCUCAGCGACUCCAGCCUGCGGACUUGUCGCCACUUCUCAAAGCCGUCAAAGCUGCGGCGCCGGACAAGGCGGACGAGGUCUUGACAUUCGCGCAAACGAAGCCCACACUUGCACAACUCGAGGCGUUCGUCAAGGAGGGAUGUUCGAACGACUCGGCGGUACUUGCUGCCCUCGAGCGCAUCAAGGAGCCGCGGCCAUUGCCGGAGGGGACGAAGGAGUUGCGUGAAGAGGACAUCGAGCCGUUCCGCCGAGGUCUCGAGCGCGCAGAGGGUUAUCGGCCGGUGUCGAACGACGAGGAGUUGCAGGCAGCGGCGCAUCUGUAG